CUUCACUCAAAAUUCUCCAUAUAUUGUACUCAUCAAAUAUUUUGUUUAUUUGCCGAGAUACUGAUGCUGUACGAUGACACUUCUUCUUGGGGCAACUGGAGCAGGGAAAACACUACUGUUAAAAAGACUUGAAAUUGCCCCCCAUAUCAGCAAAAAUGGUACAGACCUUCAUUUUGAAGAAAUGCCUCCUACUAUACCAACGGUGGGCACAAACCUGGUGACAGUGAGUGUUGGUCGGAGACAGGAGAUCACAGUACGAGAGGUUGGAGGCUGUAUGGGACCCAUCUGGAAAAACUACCUCAAGGAUGCACAUAAUCUGCUGUAUGUUAUUGAUGUGGCCGACAGACUGCAGGUGGCUGCUAGCUGUGUGCAGCUGUUAUCAGUCCUGGCUGCAGAGUCCCUACCACUCAUACCUGUUCUCAUUGUUUUCAAUAAAAUUGACAUGCCAGACAGGAUGAGCCCAAGUGAGAUUGAGUCCCUGUUUCGUUUGAAAGACAUCGCACACUGCUGUGGUCGUAAAUUUGACACUGUAGAAGUCAGUUCCUGCUCCGGGAAAGGACUAGGGGAGAUAAUCUCCUGGAUGGAUAAAAACACAAUAGGGAAAUGAUGAGGGCUGGAGUUAGUUCCCUUGAUCUGCAGAAAUUAUGUUUUGCCAAAUGUGUUCAUGUCUGUGAUAUUUCAUCCAAAGAUCUGAGUUAAGUGUGUGUGCUCAUUUCUCAACCAUUGAAAUAACAUGAAUUCUGUAUAAAAAAUUCAAAACGACCUUAAUUACAACUACAAUUUCAUGA
This is a messenger RNA of Mya arenaria, 788 nucleotides long. Its product is annotated as ADP-ribosylation factor-like protein 16. Gene Ontology annotation, molecular function: GTP binding; GTPase activity. The transcript is spliced from 5 exons. Bases 74 to 607 code for a protein of 177 amino acids. The record is from RefSeq and is a predicted model, not a curated record. Lineage: Eukaryota; Metazoa; Mollusca; Bivalvia; Myida; Myidae.